AUGGAUGGGGGCAGGGGGGGCUUCUUGCCUGGGGGCCAGGGCUGUCAGACACAGGCACGCGCUUGUGGCCGUGAAAGAAGAGCCCCACGUGGUACCGACCCAUGGGACACAAGGGUGACAGCCACACUACCCAUCUCAGCUCCCCCAGGAACAUCCAGAAUGGCCCCUGAGCCUUGCCAAGAGGCUGAAAAAGCUGAGAGACAGGCUGCCUUAUCCCUGGCGGACCAAGAGCCGGUCAGCGACCACCCGGAGCCUCCAGCUGGCACACCCAAAGACCCAGUGGCUCCUGCGUGCCCGAAGGACACCAAGCCCAGCUCCACGCCCGUGGUCUUCCCCGUCAACCUGCAGUUGGCCCCUGAGUCCUCGGACCCCCGCACCCUGCGGCUGCUGUGGGGUCAGCGGGAACUGGAGAUCCAGGCUCUGCGGUGGACCACCCAGAACCGCCAGAACGCCCGGCGCUGCCACAUCCUGUACGAGGUGGCUGGACUGCCACCCGAGAGUUGCUCACACAGGCAGGAGAAGCUCCUGCAGAACCAGGUCCAGAAGCUGACUCUGGAGUUGAAAGGCCAGAAGGAACAGGCCCAACUGGAGAAGUCCCAGCUGGAGACUGAGCUGCAGGCGUUCCAGAGGUCCUGCCUCCUGCAGCUGGCCCGCUCCUCCUGGGUGGGUCGCGUGCUGCGAUCUUCCACCGGCAGUGUGGAGGUGGUAACUGCAGAAACGCUGAUGGACUCCAGUGACCUCUCUGAGAAUGAUCGGGUCCCCUCUACUGGAGAGGGUUUCCGGCUGGAGGACGUAGACUGGAACAGCAUUGCCCAUCGGUAUCCCAACCUCCUCGCCAACAUCAAGUCCAACUCAGAUCAAAAGCACCCCCGGGCCUUGCCAUCCCCGCCGGCCCCAGUGCCUGGCCAGUGGGGCUCGGAGCUGCGUAGAGAGUGUGUGGAACAGCGUCUCAAGAGCGUCGAGUGGCGUUCCCUGCCCACUUUGGGCACCAGCAGCUCAGGGGGCACAGACUCCGACCCCGGCAGUGGCUGGCUGGCUGAGCCUCAUCGCGUGCAGAAGGUGACGGGACAGCCACCCUGCGCUGCGGGCCGCAGUUCUGAGUUGACAAAACCACACCGGAGGAGCUUCGGCAGGGAAAUGCGGGCACUGCCUGAAGCCCCCAGGGCCGUCCCUCCUGCUGUGGAUCUGACCCCUGGAGCUGUUCCUCUCCCACGUGCGGCCUCAGGGCACUGCAGCCCCAUUAACUCCAGCCUGAAGAUCGUGGCCGUGAGCCGCAAGGAGAGGUUCGUGCGCGUCCUCAACCAGUCGCUGGAGGAGACCGCCGACCUGGGCGGCCUCACGCUGCGGCAGCUCCUGUACGGCUUCCCGGUGUGCAUGUACCGCUUCCCGCCCGGCACGCUGCUGGCUCCAGGGCACCACGUUACGGUUUGGGGCGAGGGCCCCAGCAGCACCAAGAAGCAGCCGCCGAAGUCCUUGGGCCAAGAGCCUGUCCACUUCCAUUCCGGCCGGGGAUGCGUGACUCUCCUCCUGAACCCCAAGGGCGAGGUCCUGAGCGAGCACCGGGCCCCCCACUGCGUGACCCCGGUCUCGAGGAUCUUCGCUGACAACACCGACCUCUCCGUAGACCGCUUCCCGCUCUCAGAGGACGGGCUUGGGGCCGACCCCGGGGAGCAGAGUCGCGGGCCUCAACACUCGCGCGCGGGCAGGGUGCGGGGGGCUGGAGCCAGACGCCGGAGGCCCGGGACGCGGGGCCUCUUGCCGCGGCUGAGCACCAGCAAGCUCUUCCGCCCGCGAGAGGUGCCGGCGCGGCCCGAGGCCGCCGAGACCCGCACGCCCGAGCUCCUGCCCGCCUUGCCCGGUCAGCGCACGGGGACGCGGAGGGCGGGCGGACCGCCGAGGAGUGGGAGUCCGGCCGACCCCAUCCCGUCGCUGUCCCUCGCAGAGGCCGGGCUGUGCCAGGAGCACUGCGGGGCUAGCAAGGAGCACGCGGUCCGGGUGUGCCGGAGGAGCGUGGACCGGGGCUGCCCGAUGGUAGCCCUGUCAGUGCAGAGCACGGCUGAGAGCAGAUACGGCUUCCGCUUCCUCCCCUGCCCGCCGGUCACCGCGGACCCGGGCGCUCGGGUGUAGAAGGUGGAGGGCAGCGCGGGCGUGGGCGCCCAAGGCCGAUGGGCCGCGCUGGGAGAAAGUCGUGGGAGGCCAGCAGUGCCAGCUGCACAAUUUAUUGAACCAACGUCGCCUACGAAGUAAACCGCAUUCAUGUACACCUGAGAGUCCUUAAAGCGGGUUCGCUUGGUUUUGGGGUGCCCUAUCCCAAGGGAAGGGCACUGGCUGCCCUGUCCCUGCGUGGGCGAGGACCCUCACAAAUCCCCCAGGGUCGGGGGGCGAGGGGGGCCUGGCUGCACUCCGGCCACCUCAGCCUGGGCCCAGCCUGUGUCCUCCGGGUUCCCCGCUCUGACCACUCCUCCUGGGAAGGCCGGGCCCCAUGGAAGGAGCGGGCAGCGGGGCCCGCGGUGGGGAACUGGGCUCUCCUAUCCUGGGCUCUUCCUUGUGCCCACCCCUGGCAGUCCCAACCCCCCCACUCCCCUCCACCAAGAAGGGUCCCU
Messenger RNA from Lynx canadensis (Canada lynx), 2603 nucleotides. RefSeq names its product lamin tail domain containing 2 (gene LMNTD2). Gene Ontology annotation, molecular function: structural constituent of chromatin. NCBI's taxonomy places the organism in Eukaryota, Metazoa, Chordata, Mammalia, Carnivora, Felidae. The coding region runs from base 1 to 2127 and encodes 708 amino acids. Gene Ontology annotation, biological process: chromatin organization. Gene Ontology annotation, cellular component: lamin filament. The transcript is spliced from 14 exons. The record is from RefSeq and is a predicted model, not a curated record.